UCUGAAGUCAUUCUGAACAUGACAUCAUUUAAUUAUAUAGAUUUAGAUUGUUAGUGUAACUGCACCUUUAGUCUGGAAACAUGAUCAAUAAUACACUUUCUAAUUGUUCCUCUGAAAUCCGCUCUGAAAUCCACUCCAGCCUUUCCCUCAUACUCUGGUCCCACAGCAGCAUCAGUGGGACCAGAGUAUCACUCACUCACUCACUCACUCACUCAUUCACUCACUCACUCAUUCACUCAGAGACAGAGCAGUGGAGUUGUUGUGGACCAUGUGCAGCAGUUUUUCAGACGUUCACAGUGAGGGGAUUACUGAGGAGACGUGGAUUCAUCCUCUCACACUGAAGUGAUCUGUUACUGUCUGUCUGUCUGUCUGUCUGUCAUCAUGAGCUCGUGGGUCGUGAAGAACAGAAAAGAUCCUCAGUACAGACGACACUUUCUGACUGACAACAGCAGCUAUCAAGUGGAGCGAUGCAUGAGUGUGAUGCAGUCUGGGACACAGAUGGUGAAACUGAAACCAGGAUCUAAAGCUCUGGUCAGACUUUUCUUCCUGGACGAACAUCGUUCUUGUCUGCGAUGGAAACCGUCACGAAAGAGCGAGAAAGCAAAGAUCACCAUCGACUCUCUGUACAAAGUGACAGAGGGAGGACAAUCGGACGUCUUCCAUCGCCACACAGACACGACCUUUGACCCCGCCUGUUGCUUCACUGUUUACCAUGGAAACCACAUGGAGUCUCUGGACCUGGUCACGUCUAACGCAGACGAAGCCAGAACCUGGAUCACUGGCCUGCAGUUCCUGAUGGCGGGGAUCAGUGACGAGGACUCGCUCGCCAAACGUCAGCGGACACACAACCAGUGGAUGAAACAAACGUUUGAAGAAGCCGAUAAAAACGGCGACGGCCUCCUGAACAUUGAGGAAAUUUACCAACUGCUGCACAAACUCAACGUUAAUCUUCCUCGAAGGAAAGUCAAGCAGAUGUUUCAGGAAGCUGACACGGACGACCAGCAGGGGACGCUAACAUACGACGAGUUCUCCGUCUUCUAUAAAAUGAUGUCACUGAGACGCGACCUCUUCCUGCUGAUGAUGGCACACAGUGACAGGAAGGACCACCUGACGGCCGAAGAGCUCGCCCACUUCCUGCGUAACGAGCAGAAGAUGAUCGACGUCACUCCCGAGUUUGUCGCAGAAAUCAUCGACAAGUUUGAAGUUUCUGAUGAAAACAAACAGAGAGGAGUUUUAGGCAUCGAAGGUUUUACGAGUUUCAUGCGCAGCCCGACGUGUGACGUCUUUAAUCCUUUACAUCACGAGGUCAAUCAGGACAUGGAGCAGCCGCUGUCCAACUACUUCAUCGCCUCGUCUCAUAACACGUACCUGACCGGAGACCAGCUUCUGUCUCACUCUAAGACAGACAUGUACGCCUGGGUGCUGCAGUCCGGCUGCCGCUGUGUGGAGGUGGACUGUUGGGAUGGUCCUGAUGGAGAACCUGUGGUCCAACAUGGUUACACUCUGACCUCCAAGAUCCCGUUCAAGUCUGUCAUCGAGACCAUCAAUAAAUAUGCUUUCAUCAACAACCAGUGA
Messenger RNA from Solea senegalensis (Senegalese sole), 1575 nucleotides. Its product is annotated as 1-phosphatidylinositol 4,5-bisphosphate phosphodiesterase eta-1-like. Bases 382 to 1575 code for a protein of 397 amino acids. Gene Ontology annotation, molecular function: phosphatidylinositol-4,5-bisphosphate phospholipase C activity; calcium ion binding. Gene Ontology annotation, biological process: phosphatidylinositol-mediated signaling; lipid metabolic process. The record is from RefSeq and is a predicted model, not a curated record. Lineage: Eukaryota; Metazoa; Chordata; Actinopteri; Pleuronectiformes; Soleidae. The transcript has 9 exons.